GAUGAUCAGAAGAUAAGGAAGGUCCUCUACCAGUCAAGCAGUUGCUGCCCAUUUCCCUCUAAGCUACCAAAAUGCCGAUGAACUCUCUUCCAACGGCUAUUUUGGCUCACAUGGUGGCCAUUAACAAUGUGCCUCCUCCUCCGCUUCGCAACAUACCAGGCCUGAAACUAACCAAGACCAUUAAUUAUGGUCAGUUGAAUGCCUUAUGCCACAUUAGAGGACUACAGAGCAGCCGACAUUCUUCCCUUAAUUUGACAGCUCACAAUACAUUCAUCAAGCAAUAUCCUCAAAUAUUCUUGCAUGAAAAAAAAGUAUUUCCUAAAAUUUUUCAGGAGGAUGAAAAAAGAAAAUGUAGUGGAAAGACAGAGGAAAAGAAACCCCAACGUGAUUACUCACACAACAUAUCUGUGUAUGUCAGACAAGCACGUGGUGGCCCUAUUCUUCAUGAAGAAGAAAGAGUUACAUUGAAGUUUAUACAGUUCCUAGAUAUCUUAAAGAAACUGCCAGUUCACAGAACAAUCCAUGAACAGAACAUUGUGUGGAGGAUGCUGAAGAAAAUUCCACUAUUAUCCUCUCAACUCAGUGACGAACAACUGAAAAUCCUGAGUAGAAAUGUCGUUUCUGAAACCUGGACCAAAGGCAGCACAGUGAUUGGUGAUGAUGGACUUUAUAUCAUACUGAAGGGCCUUGCUCGACCUCAGGUAAAGGUAUUAAGAAGUCUGACUGAUGAUGAAGACUCGGUUAUCUCUUCAAUAUCCAGAGAAAGCCUUGUUUUUGAUGCACAGUUGAAAGACUCCACAAUGGCUGAGAUAUACCUGCCUUCACCGCAGUUAGUGCUGAAAAAGUGGAAUACCUUUGGCUCCCUGGAAGUUACAUCUGAGACUGAAGUGGAUAAAACUCUACAUUCCGUGGUGACCGAAGAGGACUGUGAAAUCCUUAAAAUUCCUGCGAAGGAGUUUGAGAAGUUAAAAUUGGAAAAAGUAAAGCGUGAUAAUGUGCAAAAGUUGAAAUUAAUUCGCAAAUGUCCUUUUUACGAAAACUGGCCUACUUUAUCCAUAUACGAACUAGUUUCACUUAGUAAAUGGAAAAUUUUUCCUCCAGGUCAUGUGUUAGUGGAAAGUGGAACUGUCAUUUCAUUUGUGGGUUUUAUUAAUUCUGGAUAUUGUAACAUUUAUAGAAAUGUUGUGGGUCUCGUGAGUCUACGAUUAAACAAAAUGAAAAAAGUUAAAAAGCUUGUGUAUAUGGGUAAACUUAGGGAGAAGCAAUCCUUUGGUGAGAUCAGCAUUCUUCUUCAAGAUCCUUUCACAUGUACAAUUAUUACUGGAGGAGAAGUUGAGAUGAUGAUUAUCGAAGAUAAGGAUAUUCUUGCAUUGGAUCCAGUGACCAAGGAACUGAUGAUUCAAACAGCAAAACCAACUUUUGGCCAUCUGACGGAAGAAGAUGUAAAAAAUGAAUAUAUCCAAAAGGUACGAGAAAGAGAAUGGAAAUAUUUCAAGAAGAAGACAAUUAAAAGAAUCUUGCAUUCUAAUGGAGUUCUACCUGGCUUUGGAAAAUGGGAUCACUACUGGCCAAGUAUUCCCAGGAAUCUCAAGGACACUCUUGUUAGUUAUUAAAGAUACUGGCUUACAAGAGCUGACACACCCAUCCUUUUUCCCUUUUUGUUUUAUUUAUUUUAAAAUUUUCACUUUGGUUUUAAGCAUACAUACAUAAGUUAAAACUAUCAUCUAUCUAUUUUACCCCCUAC
Messenger RNA from Microtus ochrogaster (prairie vole), 1744 nucleotides. RefSeq names its product cyclic nucleotide binding domain containing 1 (gene Cnbd1). NCBI's taxonomy places the organism in Eukaryota, Metazoa, Chordata, Mammalia, Rodentia, Cricetidae. The record is from RefSeq and is a predicted model, not a curated record.